AGGCUCCCCUGGGUGGGCCGCAGCCAGGCAGUGGUGGAGGAGUACAUGGCCUUUCUCAGUAACCUGGUGUCGGCUCAGACUGUGUACCUGUGUGCCUGCCUCAAGAUGGUGGUCUCACACUUCAGCCCCAAGAGAGUGACCAUCUGUGAAGGCGGGGUGGAUAUCUCUGACUCAGACGAUGAUGAUGAAAACCUCCCCAGGAACUUUGAUCAGUGUCACCAGGCGCUGCAGCUCAUCACCAGAUACGUUCCAUCCACCAGUCGCUUCCUGAUGCCCAUCCUGCAGGAGAACUUCCCCUUCGUGCAGAAAUCCUCCAGAACUCUGGUGAGUCUGCACACAGAGCAGAAACAAGAAA
Molecule: messenger RNA, 355 nt
Organism: Notothenia coriiceps (black rockcod)
Lineage: Eukaryota; Metazoa; Chordata; Actinopteri; Perciformes; Nototheniidae
Product: RNA polymerase I-specific transcription initiation factor RRN3-like
Exons: 4
Biological process (GO): transcription initiation at RNA polymerase I promoter
Cellular component (GO): nucleus
Molecular function (GO): RNA polymerase I core binding; RNA polymerase I general transcription initiation factor activity
Source: RefSeq, a predicted model, not a curated record